Fraxinus pennsylvanica is the source of this 1530-nucleotide messenger RNA. The record is from the annotation of a GenBank genome assembly. Lineage: Eukaryota; Viridiplantae; Streptophyta; Magnoliopsida; Lamiales; Oleaceae.
AUGGCUCUUCAAUGGCUAAGCAUGGUAGGUGCCAUAUGGUUGCAAUCCAUUAAUGGAACAAACUCAAAUUUUCCUGCUUAUUCAUCCGAGCUGAAGCGUAUGCUCUCCAUAACACAGCCUCAGCUUAAUAAUCUGGCUGCAGCCUCCGAUGCCGGGAAACUUCUUGGCUGGUUAUCCGGAACGGCAGCGGCGCAUUUGCCUCUUUGGAUAGUGCUCCUAAUUGGUGCAACUCUUGGCCUAAUUGGUUAUGGAAUACAGUAUCUUUUUCUCAUAAAUCAAAUCUCGUCUCUUUCUUACUGGCAUGUUUUUCUACUAACUGUUUUAGCAGGGAACAGCAUUUGUUGGAUCAACACAGUUUGUUACAUAGUUUCGAUAAAAAAUUUCUCCCUUGAUCGACAGAUUGCUACAGGUUUAUCCACUAGUUAUAUAGGUUUUAGUGCAAAAAUUUAUGCAGAUAUAGUGGAUGCUGUAGCUCCAAAUUCACCUUCAGAAAGAGCCAAAUUGUUUCUUCUUUUAAAUUCUGUUGUUCCCUUAGGAGUUUGUAUUCUAGCAGCACCACUGGCUAGAGAUGUUCAUGUUGGAAAAUCAAGAAAAUUAGCAGGAGGGUACAUUUGUAUGUUUGCAAUAACAGUAAUUACAGGAAUUUAUGCUGUGAUCACCAGUUUAGGCCAGAAAAUUUUAAGAUUCUUACAUCCUUCGACAAAUGUUAUUGGCGUGGUCGUGUUCUUAAUCCUGCCCCUUGCCGUUCCUUUGUCUGAAAAGAUUAGAGAAACCCUGCAACAAAAAUGUCUGAUAAGAGUACACGAUGAAGGUGCUUCUGCUACAUCAAUGGAAAAUGGGGCAAACGUGGAAGAUGGAGAGAAUUUAAGCAAGUUCUGUGAAGAAAGUGUAGAGGAAAUUGGAGUGAAGUUGAUGCUAAGGAGAGUGGAAUUUUGGUUAUAUUUCUUUGCUUAUUUGUUUGGUGCAACAGUUGGUUUAGUUUAUCUAAAUAAUCUGGGACAAAUUGCCGAGUCCCGGGGAUGUUCUGGGACGUUGGCUCUCGUCUCCUUGUCUUCAGCAUUCAGCUUCUUCGGCCGGCUCAUUCCAUCAUUUCAUGAUUACUUUUUCGCGAAGAGCAAGUAUAUGAUAUCUAGACCUGCAGCCAUGGCAUGCAUGAUAAUGCCGAUGUGUGGAGCUAUGUUUUUACUCGUUAACAAGCAGGACAUUUGGCUCUACAUUAGUACAGCCAUUAUAGGCAUUUGUACUGGAGCAAUUACCACAAUUUCUGUCUCCACAACCACCCAACUAUUUGGAACCAAAAAUUUUGGAGUAAAUCACAACAUUUUAGUCUCCAAUAUACCAAUAGGAUCUUUCCUUUUUGGUGACGUUGCAGCCCUGCUUUACAAUAGAGCCAAGCUUUCAGGUGAAGACAAUUGCAUUGGUCAGAAAUGCUAUCAAACCACUUUCAUUAUCUGGGGAUUAUUGUGUUUUCUUGGAGCUUUUCUGGGUUUUAUCCUUCAUUAUCGAACAAAAAAAGUUGUAAUCACGUAG